AUGAUCAGCCCAGGCCCCAGGCCCUCCCCUGGCUUGGCCCGGUGGGCUGAGACCUACGAGGCCAAGUGUGAGCGCUGGCAGGAGACCCGUGAGAGCCGCCGAUGCCGCCGAAACAUGACCACUUGCCGCCUGGUGGGCAAAACCCUGAGGAUACAGCAUAUAGAGCAGCUCAAGAGAGCUCGGCAACUGCAGUUCUUCAUGAGAAGGAACUUGGAAGUGGAGGAGAAAGGCAAGGCACAGAGCCCACAAGCCAGGGAGCAAGGGCCCUCCAGGAGAGACCAGGCAAGUGACUUCAGUGUGUCCUCAUCUUGGCCCAACAGAAGCUCUUCUCCAGAACAGCAGGUGGCAGAGACCAGUUCUGAAAUUGUUCCAGCCCAGCCUCAACCUCCCUAUAGUGUCCGGAGGGAUCCGGCUGACCACCUCUCCUCACAGACUGGGGACGACCUUCCAUCGCACAACUCUCACAUUAAGAAGCCACCCAAAUGCCACCGUGGCACACAGACAAAGGCAGCAACAACCCCGCCAACUAUCAAGAAUGAUGCAAGUCAGCAAACCACCUGUGGAGUUGCAGUUCUGGAUAAGGAAAUCAUCCAGCUUUCCGAGUAUCUCAAAGAGGCCCUACAACGGGAACUCAUCCUAAAACAGAAAAUGGUGAUUCUUCAGGACCUACUGUCCCACCUCAUUCGGGCCUCUGACAGCUCCUGGAAGGGACAGCUCAAUGAAGACAAGCUGAAGGGCAAACUGAGAUCCUUAGAAAACCAGCUGUACACUUGCACCCAGAAAUACUCCCCUUGGGGGAUAAAAAAGGUACUACUGGAGAUGGAAGAUCAGAAAAACAGCUAUGAGCAGAAGGCCAAAGAGUCACUGCAGAAAUUACUGGAGGAGAAAAUGAGUGCAGAACACCAACUGCAGAGCACAAAGCGCUCCCUGGCCCUGGCUGAGCAGCAGUGUGAAGAAUGGAGGACCCAGUACAAUACUCUACAGGAGGACUGGAGAACCCUGGGGACCCAGCACAGAGAGCUGGAGAGUCAGCUCCAUGUGCUCCAGACCAAACUGCAGGGCGCAGACAGCAGAGAUGUACAGAUGAACCAGGCCCUGCAACUUUUGGAGAAUGAGCACCAAGAGCUGCAUGCCAAGAUUGAAUGUCUGCAGGGGGACAGAGAUCUGUGCAGCUUGGAUACCCAAGACCUACAAGAUCAACUAAAGAGGUCAGAAGAGGAAAAGCUCACCCUGGUGGCCAAAGUACAGGAGUUACAAAGUCUACUUCAGAAUCAGUCCUUACAGCUUCAAGAACAGAGGAAACUCUUAACAAAGAAAGGUCAGCAAAUUUAUUACCACAAAUUCUAA
Messenger RNA from Chrysochloris asiatica (Cape golden mole), 1347 nucleotides. RefSeq names its product TRAF3 interacting protein 3 (gene TRAF3IP3). The coding region runs from base 1 to 1347 and encodes 448 amino acids. Lineage: Eukaryota; Metazoa; Chordata; Mammalia; Afrosoricida; Chrysochloridae. The record is from RefSeq and is a predicted model, not a curated record. The transcript has 12 exons.